AUGGGAGGCCCGAAUCUGGAGGUCUUCAAGUUUGCGUUAUACGUCUUCUUUCCGGUGGCGAUGAUGGUCCACUACGGAGACCCAGAAUGGUACAGGAAGUACGUGGUACCGGUGAGCGUCGCACUUGACCGGCUCGUAUGUAUCAUGGAAUAA
Molecule: messenger RNA, 153 nt
Organism: Punctularia strigosozonata HHB-11173 SS5
Lineage: Eukaryota; Fungi; Basidiomycota; Agaricomycetes; Corticiales; Punctulariaceae
Exons: 1
Coding region: 1-153 (50 amino acids)
Biological process (GO): mitochondrial respiratory chain complex IV assembly
Cellular component (GO): mitochondrial inner membrane; mitochondrion
Source: RefSeq, a predicted model, not a curated record